UCUACUGUAUAACCCCUUAAUGAGCCCCACACGAGAGAUGACGCAGCUUUCGCAACAGAGAUAAUCAGAGACGAGGCUUAUCAGCAGCGGAGCAGGCGACAAAAUUUUCAAUCUGUGUAAAUUCGGAAUUUUCACGUACAAUAAAUAGCACACACACGGAACAUACAAUGUCCGAUCAGCCAGGACAUAACCCUCCAGGGGCCCCUGAGCAAAGAGGGGAAGAAAUUUUACAAGAACUGAACAAAAACAUGAGUAAAUUUGCGGACAUUGCACGAUCAGUGGGUGAAAUGAAAUCGACCAUUGAAAACCUUCAAAAAGACGUGAAAGAAAUUAAACGCAAAAACCAAGAAGAGGCGGGGCCGUCAAAAAAGUCACGAAUUUCGGACUCGGAUAUGUGCCAGUCGGGUCCGUCCAAACAGUUACAAGCACCUGCGGUUACAGUUGCCGAAAGUUCCGAUUCGGAAUCGGAACCAAUGGACGCAGAAAUAGACGAACUGCAGGGUUAUUUGGAUGAGGAAAGCUGUUCGGAUGAGGAGGAUUGCGAUCUUAUAACAGAGUUAACGCAAUUCUGUACUGAAACAACGGAAACUGGUGAGGCCGUAUCACCUAACAUCGCUGAGAUUACAAACAAGGCAAUAAAAAACAAGCAGUCAGAAGAAAAAAUCAAAGAGAUUCUGAACAGACAUAAACGGCCAGUCAACAUCGAGUUCCUUCAAGUCCCCAAGGUUGAUGAAUUUCUGUGGAGACAAUUAAAACAGUCUCCAAGACAUUCAGACUUUAUCCUGCAAAAGUCUCACAGCACGCUUGCACAAGUAGCGGUACCAAUCAUAAAGGCACUUGAGAGGAUUCAAACAUCCAAAGAUAAAGUACUGAAACAGCUGUUAUCGGACGCAUUCAAAUUGGCAACCAAUGGGAUACAGAAGACGACCAAUUACAGAAGAGAGAAACUAAAAAAGGAAUUGCAACCCCGCUAUAGACAUCUAGGAAAUUUGGACUCCUCAGCAGAAAAGCUGUUCGAAAAGAUUCCAGAGGCUAUUAAAACCACCGAAGGAGCCAAACAAAUCGUCAACAUGCGCUACGCUCCAACUCAACGGAAGCCUUUUUUUAGGCCAGCGCCCAAAUCAGCACAGGUGGAAUCCGGGAGCAAAUCAAUUCAGAAGAAACAACCACGCAUACCAGCACAAACGCAGGGGAAAUUUCAAGAUGCACCCCAAACAGAAAUAAACUUUAAUAUCAAAGGUGCUACAGAAAGUGGUGGAAGACAGGACAGAAGCCGUUCUAGUGGGCCCAAUUUGGCCAACACAGCCAUGGUGGCCCAGUCUAUUACAGUUGAUCAGCGGAUCAUGCCAUCUACUUCCACUUCCGAAAUCUAUUCUGACACUUCCACACAAACCAAACAAAAUGUAUCCACUUCCCAAAAUGAGACUAGGACUUUUUCGCUUAUCAGGAAAUCGCUCAAAAACAAAGGAAUUUCAAAACAAGCUAGAGACAUUAUCCUCGGAUCGUGGAGAGAAACUACAAAGAGACAAUAUGAUGGAUAUAUUAAGAAAUGGAUUAACUACUGUGGACAAUCGAAGAAUCCCAUUAAACCCAAUCUAAAGCAUGUUAUUAAUUUUCUGACAUCUUUAUUCAAACAAGGUCUUAGUUAUAGUGCGUUAAAUACAGCACGAAGCGCACUUAGUACAUUCUUAAAACUGUGUGGCAAUAUAAACAUUCAUGAUGAUGACAUUUUAUCAAGAUUUAUGAGAGGCUGUUUCAAUACACGACCAGCUUUCCCACGUUAUCAAUGCAUAUGGGAUGUUAAUAUUGUUCUUGAUUUUUUACAUUCACUGAAAACUGAUAACCUUGCAUUUUUAUCCCACAAAUUAUGCAUGCUUUUCUUACUAGUCACUGGACAGAGAUGUCAAACUCUACACUCCCUCAAAACUACUGAUAUUCAAAUCAGUGCAGACAAGCAAACAAUCGUCAUAUCACCUAAACAAUUGUUAAAACAUUCCAGACCAGGAACACAUUUGAGGUCCAUUGUUCUUCAUAGAUAUGAGGGGGGAAGGGACAUUUGUAUUGUGGAAACAAUGUGUAAAUACCUCGAUAUAACCGAAUCGUUAAGACAAGAUGAUUAUUUAGUCAUAAGUACAGUUAGUCCUUUCAAACAUGUUUCCAAAUCCACAAUUAGCAACUGGAUAAAGAAAGUCUUAACCUCAGCCGGUAUUGACAAACAGUACAAACCACAUAGCACUAGAUCAGCAGCAACUUCCAAAGCUAGCAAAGGAGGGGUUGCACUAGAUCAAAUUAUGGCAGCAGCCGGGUGGACAAAUGCAAAGACAUUUGCCAGAUUCUAUUCACGGGAAAUAGUACAUAACACCACUAAUUUUCAAUCUGCUGUGCUGAACAAAUGA
This is a messenger RNA of Dreissena polymorpha, 2396 nucleotides long. RefSeq lists its product as uncharacterized. The transcript is spliced from 3 exons. Gene Ontology annotation, biological process: DNA integration; DNA recombination. Gene Ontology annotation, molecular function: DNA binding. Lineage: Eukaryota; Metazoa; Mollusca; Bivalvia; Myida; Dreissenidae. The record is from RefSeq and is a predicted model, not a curated record. Bases 168 to 2396 code for a protein of 742 amino acids.